Messenger RNA from Xenia sp. Carnegie-2017, 1206 nucleotides. RefSeq names its product N-acylethanolamine-hydrolyzing acid amidase-like. The transcript is spliced from 3 exons. Gene Ontology annotation, biological process: fatty acid metabolic process. The coding region runs from base 1 to 1047 and encodes 348 amino acids. Gene Ontology annotation, cellular component: lysosome. Gene Ontology annotation, molecular function: fatty acid amide hydrolase activity. The record is from RefSeq and is a predicted model, not a curated record. NCBI's taxonomy places the organism in Eukaryota, Metazoa, Cnidaria, Anthozoa, Malacalcyonacea, Xeniidae.
AUGUUCAAGUCUAUGUGCAUUUGGUUGGUUCUGGUUUACUGUUAUAAUCCAAAAGAGAUAUUUUGUAAGAAAGUAAUACCAAAGUACACUGUUAAUCUUGAUGCACCAGCCGAAAAAAGAUGGACAAACAUCAUGCGUGAUUUUAAAAAAUAUGCACCGUUUAUGCUAAAUUUCUUGAAGCAAGAGGUUCCAUGGUACGUUUUCUCAUUAGCAGAAAAAGUUGCUUUAUACGUAGAUAAACUUUUUGAAGAACCUUAUCCAAGUGAAUUAAAGUCCGUCGCAGAAGGAAUCAACAUAACGUUAGCAGAAAUUAUUAUGAUGAACGUUGCGUAUGACCUUUCAGCUUUCUGUACAAGCAUUGUGGCCAAGGAUAAUAAUGGAAUUAUUUACCAUGGAAGAAAUCUUGAUUAUCAACAUGCAGAUAGUUUGAAAAAUCUCACAAUACAUGUUGAUUUUCAGAGAAAUGGUAAAACUGUGUAUAGUGGAAUUACAUUUGCUGCAUACAUUGGCCUUUUAACUGGUCAAAAACCUCAUGCAUUUACCAUAAGUUUGAAUGAAAGGGACAAAGGGUAUCUAUGGGAAAAUAUAUUUCAACUUCUCCUGGUAAAAACAUCACCAAUUGGUUUCUUUCUGAGAUCACUUCUCGCUGAUAAGAACAGCAAUUAUGAACAGGCUAUUGAAAAGAUAUCUACAACAGAAAUGAUUGCCCCUGCAUACAUUAUUGUUGGUGGCAUAAACAAUGGAGCUGUGAUUACAAGAGACAGGACUCAUGCAAUCAAUGUUUGGAAAAUUGAUAUCUCUGUAGGAAGAUGGUUUUUGGUUGAGACCAAUUCAGAUCACUGGAAAAGCCCACCGCAUGGAGACAAAAGACGAUCUGUGGCAAUAAAAGCAAUGGAUGAAAUGGGUCAAAAAAAUGUUAGCCUUCUUGGAAUGUUUGAAGUAUUGUCCACAAAGCCUGUUUUGAGAGAUUCAACAGUAUAUACAUGUGUGAUGUCAGCUAAAUUUCCGUCCAUGUUCUCAGCUUGGACAAGAAUGUACUACAAUUAAACAGCAAAAUUCAAAAGACUUUCAGUAAAAAAACGAGUUGUUAGUUAUUGAUCAUCUAGUAAGAAUUUAUAAAACAGGGUUUUGUCAUAUUUUGUAUAAAAAAAGGCAAAAAGUCAUCUAUUUGUCUGAUUAGUUAUUAAAUGACGAUUCAGUCCUUCA